Molecule: messenger RNA, 183 nt
Organism: Opisthorchis viverrini
Lineage: Eukaryota; Metazoa; Platyhelminthes; Trematoda; Opisthorchiida; Opisthorchiidae
Exons: 1
Coding region: 1-183 (60 amino acids)
Source: RefSeq, a predicted model, not a curated record
AUGUGGCGGCUGUUGGCUGAAGAAUGGGUAACAAAUGAUAAGUCCAAGCGUUUCCCGCCAGGUGAUGUCUUCCAGUUGGAAGCUUACUCAACACUAAGGCUCGGCGAAGUAAACGAUCAUCCAAUACAAGAUCGCGCCAGCGCCGUUGGAGCCGCGAACUCAGUUCAAUGUCAAAGUAGUUGA